AUGCUAUCCUUGUCAUUAAUUUUCUCCCUGGCAAUCUUAGUGCCUUCAUUUGUUUCUGCAUCUCCACCUAUAGUCACCAUCAAGAAUGGCACUGUCCAGGGCCGUCACUCUUCUGAAUGGAAUCAGGAUUUCUUCCUAGGCAUCCCUUACGCCCAACCUCCUCUUGGUGAUCUGCGAUUCAGAUGGCCUCAACCCAUAAACACGUCCUUUCAAGGGGUUUUUGAUGCUUCUCGUUAUGGUUACAGUUGCUAUCAAUAUGGAAGCAAUUUCAAUCUUAGCGAAGACUGUCUGACCAUCAACGUUGUACGUCCUUCGGGCUACGAAGACAAGAGACUACCGGUUCUGGUCUGGAUCUAUGGUGGAGGCCUGACUCUAGGAAGUACCGCCGAUCCCCAGUACAAUCUAAGCGGCAUCGUUGAAACCUCGACUCUGACCGACAAUCCAUUCAUUGCGGUUAGCAUGAACUACAGACUCGGUGUAUGGGGCUUUCUCAACACUCCAGUCGUUCAUACUGAGGGCUCUUCCAACGCCGGCCUACUUGACCAAAGACUUGCGCUUCGAUGGGUUCAGGAGAACAUAGCCUCAUUUGGUGGAGAUCCUACGCGAGUGACGGUGUGGGCAGAAAGCGCUGGAGCGCAAAGUAUUGGCUUGCACCUAGUCAGCUAUGGCGGCCGCAACGACAAUCUCUUCCACGCUGCUAUCCUGGAGUCUGGCGGGCCAGAAGGUGCGAGUCUGAACACAAUGCCGUUCUAUUCUGCUGCCACGGACAAUCUGACGAGGACGGUGGGAUGUCCCAGAACUUGGACGGACCCGUCUCAGCUUGCCUGUCUCCGUAACCUCAGCUCAGCAGCACUGUUUGCUUCGAACUAUACUGUUGUCUGGAAUCCCAUCAUUGAUGGUGACUUUUUGACAAACUACCCUUCAUCUCUCGUAGCACAAGGCAAAUUCAUUCGUGUACCGUUGAUUACAGGUGCAAACACGGACGAAGGCGUCAGUUUCAGCGUCCAGAAUCUCAACACUACGACUGAUCUCUACGACUCUCUUUUCUACUGGCGCAACUAUGCCUUGUCUCCUCCAAGUAUUCGCAGACUGUUGCAGCUCUACCCUAACAAGCCCGCCUUGGAGCCACCAUAUUCUAAUCAUGCAAAUGUCACCUACCCUGAAUUCGGACAGCAAUGGCGACGCUCUGCUGCAAUUGGAGGCGAUCUUGUCAUGAUAGCACAACGACGCAAGAUGGCAGAGCUGUACGCAAAAGCUGGCCAGAAAGUCUUCUCCUACCGUUUCGACACACCUUUGUACAACGCCACAGUACCUGGAUCAGUAAAACAUUUCGACAAUGUAAUGUUCAGCUUCCAGAAUAUCUCAGGGGCUAUGGGGCCACUGCCACAGUAUCAGUUUUAUAGAACCUUGAGUACUGAUAUUGGCAAGCUAUAUGCCAAUUUUGUGGGCACACACAAUCCGAAUGGGAUCAAUGCAAUGAAUGGUACUGGUCUGCCUUACUGGCCUCAAUAUAGCAUCGGGGCGCCUACGAAUCUUGUUUUGAAUGCCACUGCUAGUCAUGUCGAGGCAGAUAGAUUCCGUCAAGAAGGCAUUAGUUUUAUCAAUAGCAUUUGGCGAGAACUGUUGGCAUAA
Molecule: messenger RNA, 1632 nt
Organism: Aureobasidium melanogenum CBS 110374
Lineage: Eukaryota; Fungi; Ascomycota; Dothideomycetes; Dothideales; Saccotheciaceae
Product: carboxylesterase
Exons: 2
Coding region: 1-1632 (543 amino acids)
Source: RefSeq, a predicted model, not a curated record